Molecule: messenger RNA, 1170 nt
Organism: Alternaria rosae
Lineage: Eukaryota; Fungi; Ascomycota; Dothideomycetes; Pleosporales; Pleosporaceae
Exons: 2
Coding region: 1-1170 (389 amino acids)
Source: RefSeq, a predicted model, not a curated record
AUGCCAGCAUCCACUGAUCCGCUUGACGAAGAUAUCCGGGACCCGGUUACGGUCCAGGCCAGAGUGGCAAUCGUGCAGGAUUUGUGGCCAGGUCGAGUAACGCUGGCAUCGAAGGAACUUCAGCUCGUAUGGGGUGCAUACUUUGAACAUUACACUCGCAGUUGUGAAACAGUCUUCUCAGAACAAUACUUCCGCAAAAUCGUGAUAAAGCACGGAGACAUUUUACAAUUCAUACACCUGCUAGAAGGAACAGCUGACAGAGGAAAGAUCAGAAAACUACCUCAGGAUAAGACGAAGGGGUCAGAGGUAGUAAGGAAGAUAUUUUCAGCAAGGAGAUAUCAGAUUUUGGAUUAUGACGAACCAAUGGACGGUUUGAUCAAUUUGGGUGCUCGUAUCCUCACAAUGUCCGUGGUUGGGCAGACUGCGUCAUCCCAAAAGUUACGUUCGACGUGUAUCUUACCUUGGAAUACAGGCUCGCUCCAGAGCGCAGUGCACAGCUAUUUCAACCAACCACCAGACAUACCACUCGAGGCCAAGGAUGAAUUCAUCGGAGUGGGUCUGACCUUUUACAAUAUUGAGCGAGUGGCGGGGAUCAAGAUAAUACCAACGGAUAACUUGCUCGAUCAUUUGCUUCUUGUCGAGGAAGAUAGAAAGCUGUGUGUAUUCCACCAUGCAUCGUUUCUAAAACGAAUGCUAGCUACUCAAAGUCCACUCUUUCCAGAUGGUCUCAUACACGAGACCCUAAAUACACUCGCCAUUCUGCUGCCAGAGCCGGAUCGCAGUACGAAGCGUUGGAUGUUGCAUUUCUGCCGAGCGCACGCGCGGAUAACAGUGGAUUCCGAACUGGCAAAAUGCGGCCACUUUCCAAUCAGGCAUCCGUCCAGACGCUAUGAGCAACUCCGGUUCUGGCGCGAUCGACUAAUCGUGCUGGAGGAAGUGGUGGAGGAUGCCAUGCCACCAUCCAGUCAACUGCUGUCCAGCCUGCAAAAGUCCAAUCAGCAAUUAUCCAACUCACUACUCAAGGCGAUGAACAGUAAAAGUGAUCGGUGGAUCAAUUCAUGGUUUGCGAUUGUGGCGAUAGCAGUUACUCUCUUCUUCGGGCUGGUACAGAGCAUAGAGGGCGCCAUGCAGCUAUACAAAGCGUACCAUCCAGAAGAGGAGUCGUCAUAA